This is a messenger RNA of Lytechinus pictus (painted urchin), 2131 nucleotides long. RefSeq lists its product as uncharacterized. The transcript has a single exon. Gene Ontology annotation, cellular component: ribonucleoprotein complex. The coding region runs from base 109 to 1014 and encodes 301 amino acids. The record is from RefSeq and is a predicted model, not a curated record. Gene Ontology annotation, molecular function: single-stranded RNA binding. Gene Ontology annotation, biological process: retrotransposition. NCBI's taxonomy places the organism in Eukaryota, Metazoa, Echinodermata, Echinoidea, Temnopleuroida, Toxopneustidae.
UGGAAGCGUAGGACGUAUAGUGUAAGGAGCUGCAAUAAAUAUUGUUUUAAAUUGGUCUAAAUUACCAUUUUUGGACUUUGAAUUCUACUACCACUGUUGGAUUACACCAUGUUUGGAUUUAAGCGGCUGAGAUCGGCUAAUUCGGAGGAUAACACUGAAAUAGACAUAUCUCUCGACGAAGCCCCUCCCAACAUACAAGGAAAAGCUGAGACUCGUUCAGAGGUACGUUCAGAUAACAUUGAAUCGAUGCUACAUGAUAUUCUAAACAAAGUCUCUGUGCUUGAAAAUGUGAGCAAGAAAGUCGAUAUGAUAAAUGACAAAAUCACUAAUAUUGAAUUGAAGCUGCAAUCCUUAGAUACAAGGGUUUCUGAUUUAGAGAACGGUACCGGAUUUCUAGAGUCUGAAGUUGAAGAAAUUAAGAUAGAAAUUGAUAGAAUCAACACAAUUAAAGCAGAUUACGGCUAUGUAAAUGAGAUGAGAAAAAGCGUUGUUGAUUUGGUGAAUAGAAGUAAACAAAACAAUGUAAUCCUUCAUGGCAUACCAGAGGGUGAGGAGAAUUCCACGUCACAGGACUGUGCAAAAUACGCCCGUCAUUUUUUUGCAUCUCAUUUGCAUAUGGAAAAUGUCGAAGUAGAACGCGCCCACCGUACACCACGCAUAUCCCGUCCUCAGUCAAGCGACCAGCGCAAUCCUCGACCAAGGCCCAUUCAUGUUAAACUACUACGCUUCACUGAUCGCGAGGCAAUCUUGAAGAAGAGCCCAGCGCUUAAAGAUGUUCGUAUUCAUGGCGCAAGAAUCGGAAUAAGCGACGAUGUUCAUCCAGACACGAGGAAGGAUCACCAACGACUGAUGGCAAAGGUCAAAGAACUACGGAAUGGAAAUAAGUUCGCGUUCUUCCCUAACUCGGUCCCGAGAGUAAUAAAAUACAAAGAAGGACCUAAAGAUGCACCCGGACCACUCAAAACAAUCCGACUCUCAGAUCUCAAGAACGCCAAAGAUGAUGAAGUAUUCUAACUGGCUAAAUUAACAAAAUAUUGAGACCUUGGAGACAAAUCUGACAGCAUUAAGUUUACUUCAUAAAUGUUAUUAUACAUUUUAACCAAAAAUGAUAUGAUCCGGCGGACGUAAACUAAUUUUUGUCUCACCUGCAUAGCAGAGUGAGACUAUAGGCGCCGCUUUUCCGACGGCGACGGCGGCGGCGGCGGCGGCGGCGGCGACGGCGGCGUCAACACCAAAUCUUAACCUGAGGUUAAGUUUUUGAAAUGACAGCAUAACUUAGAAAGUAUAUGGACCUAGUUCAUGAAACUUGGCCAUAAGGUUAAUCAAGUAUUACUGAACAUCCUGCCUGAGUUUCAUGUCACAUGACCAAGGUCAAAGGUCAUUUAGGGUCAAUGAACUUAGACCAUGUUGGGGGAAUCAACAUCAAAAUCUUAACCUAAGGUUAAGUUUUUGAAAUGUCAUCAUAACUUAGAAAAUAUAUGGACCUAGUUCAUGAAACUUAUACAUAAGGUUAAUCAAGUAUCACUGAACAUCCUGCAUGAGUUUCACGUCACAUGACCAAGGUCAAAGGUCAUUUAGGGUCAAUGAACUUUGGCCGAAUUGGGGGUAUCUGUUGAAUUACCAUCAUAACUUUGAAAGUUUAUGGAUCUGAUUCAUGAAACUUGGACAUAAUAGUAAUCAAGUAUUACUGAACAUCCUGUGCAAGUUUCAGGUCACAUGAUCAAGGUCAAAGGUCAUUUAGGGUCAAUGAACUUUGGCCAAAUUGGGGUAUUUGUUGAAUUACAGCCAUAAAUUUGAAAGUGUGUUGGUCUAGUUCAUAAAACUUGGACAUAAGAGUAAUCAAGUAUCACUGAACAUCCUGUGCGAGUUUCAGGUCACAUGAUCAAGGUCAAAGGUCAUGUAAGGUCAAAGAACUUUGGCCACGUUGGGGGUAUUUGUUGAAUUGCCAUCAUAUCUCUAUAAGUGUAUUGGUCUAGUUCAUAAAACGUGGAAAUACGAGUAACCAAGUAUCACUGAACAUCUUGUGCGAGUUAUAGUAGUUUUCAAAAUCAGCACUGCUGCUAUAUUGAAUCGCGUGAUGCAGGUGAGACGGCCAGAGGCAUUCCACUUGUUUUCUUUUUGUUUACAAAUA